AUGGUAUAUGUACCGAAAAAGGUGAAGCGACGUUCGCUGUCUCGAAAUAAUACCACAGGUCACACACUCUCGAUUCCUUCCGAUGCUCCAGACAACUAUAUCAGUGAAGAUUUCGAGAAGGAACUAUCGGCUCGUCGCAAAGCGUUUCGUCGCCUUUCUCGACGAAAACAAACGCAUUUAGACGACGACGAUGACCGGGUGCUCAUGGGCACUCGCAUUUCCGAAGGUCACCAGAACUACGUGCUCAUGUAUAAUAUGCUCACGGGCAUCCGCAUUGCCGUUGGUCGAGUGUCAGCCAAGAUUGAUCGCCCAUUGGUAGCCCAAGAUUUCACAGCAGCGCAUAAACUGGCGUUUGAUGUCACAGGAGACGAAUUGACACCGGGUGCCAAAUAUGACUUUAAAUUCAAAGAUUAUGCACCUUGGGUAUUCCGUCAUUUGCGAGAGAAAUUUGGUAUUGAUCCUGCAGAUUACUUGAUCUCCUUGACAAGUAAAUAUAUCUUGUCAGAGUUGGCUUCCGCAGGCAAGAGUGGCAGCUUCUUUUAUUAUUCAAGAGACUUCCGAUUUAUCAUCAAGACCAUCCAUCACACCGAACACAAAUUCAUGCGGAAAAUUUUAAAGCAGUAUCACGAUCACGUUUGCAAUAACCCUGAUACUUUAUUGUGUCGCUAUUAUGGGCUACAUCGUGUCAAGUUGCCUCAUGGGCGAAAAAUUCAUUUUGUCGUCAUGGGCAAUGUAUUACCACCGAAUAAGGAUAUCCAUGAGACAUAUGAUCUAAAGGGUUCUACUUUUGGCCGUUUCCUUCCAGAAGAGGAAAUUAAAAAGAACCCGUACGCGGUGAUGAAGGAUCUUAACUGGGAGAAACAGAAAAAGAAGCUUCAGCUCGGUCCGCGGAAACGAAAAGUGUUUAUCAGUCAGCUUGUGCGCGAUGUCAAACUUUUAGUGCGAUUGAAUAUCAUGGAUUACAGUUUGAUGAUCGGCGUCCAUGACUUACUCCGUGGAAACAAGGACAAUGUCCGUGACUCGACGUUACAAUUUUUCCAGCCCGACACCAAAACCGCCGAACGACGAGCGUCGAUGAUGAAGCGACGUCAAAGCAAAGCUCAAGUCUAUCGUCAAGCCAUUGCCGAAACCAAUCCUGAUAAAGUGGACGUUUCCGAACUUCCCGAUGCCAUGUUUGAAGAACGGCGCAAUUGCAUCUUUUACGCAGAUGAGGGCGGAUUGCAGGCCACUGAUGAGCAAAACCGGCCCGGUCCGGUUCUAUACUUUUUAGGCAUCAUCGAUAUCUUGACUCCUUAUGAUGUGAAGAAGAAAUCGGAGCACUUUUUCAAAUCAAUGACACAAGACAAGUAUACCAUCUCGUCUGUGAAACCCACUCUGUACGGUGAUCGGUUUAUGGGUUUCAUGGCCAAGGCAUUGCUACACAACAAUGAUAUUCCACGUGAAUACCAGCUAUCCGAUACUCCACAAUCGUAG
Radiomyces spectabilis is the source of this 1473-nucleotide messenger RNA. RefSeq lists its product as uncharacterized. Gene Ontology annotation, biological process: phosphatidylinositol metabolic process. The record is from RefSeq and is a predicted model, not a curated record. The transcript is spliced from 8 exons. NCBI's taxonomy places the organism in Eukaryota, Fungi, Mucoromycota, Mucoromycetes, Mucorales, Radiomycetaceae. Gene Ontology annotation, molecular function: phosphatidylinositol kinase activity. Bases 1 to 1473 code for a protein of 490 amino acids.